CCUCGUCUGGCACAGCGUGAGCAAAAUUUUACUGAGUGUAUAUCUUGGAGUCAGGUUUCUAUUCACAGUUAUCUAACGAUGAAGUGUCACUAUGAGGUAUUGGGUGUGAAACGAGACGCGGGAGACGACGAUUUGAAGAGAGCUUAUCGUAAAUUAGCAUUGAAAUGGCACCCAGAUAAAAACUUGGACAAUGCUGAGGAGGCGGCGGAGCAGUUCAAGCUGAUUCAGGCAGCUUAUGACGUCCUGAGUGAUCCACAGGAGAGAGCGUGGUACGACAAUCACAGGGAUGCUCUGCUGAAAGGAGGACUGAGUGGAGACUAUGAAGAUGACAGCAUUGACCUGCUGCAGUACUUCACAGUCACCUGUUAUUCUGGCUAUGGGGAUGACGAGAAGGGUUUUUACGCAGUUUACAGGAAUCUCUUUGAGUCCAUUGUUAAGGAAGAGAUGGAGCACGGCAGGGGGGAAGAUGAGGAAGAGGAGGACGAGUUUCCGCCCUUUGGAGACUCUCAGAGUGACUAUGAUACCGUAGUGCACGUGUUUUAUGGCUACUGGCAGAGCUUUUGCACUCGUAAAAACUUUGCCUGGAAAGAGGAGUAUGAUACGAGGCAGGCCUCCAACCGCUGGGAAAAAAGGGCCAUGGAGAAGGAGAACAGGAAGACCAGAGACAAGGCUCGAAAGGAGCGCAACGAGCUGGUCCGACAACUAGUUGCUUUUGUUCGCAAGCGUGACCGACGUGUGCAGGCCCACAGGAAGCUGGUGGAGGAGCAGAACGCUGAAAAGAUCAAGAAGGUGGAGGAGCUGAGGCGAAAGCAGAAGCUCAGCCAGGCCAAACUGGCAGAGGAGUACAAGGAGCAGAGCUGGGCGGCCAUGUCUGAACUUGAGAAGGAGCUGCGGCAAAUGGAGGCUCAGUACGGAGAGGAGUUCGGAGAUGCAUCAGAGAGUGAGGGAGAAGAGCAGGAUAUGGACACACGGGAGAAGAACAGCGAAGAAGGAGGAGAUGCAGACCAGCCUGAUGGAGAUGAACUGACAAUUGACUAUUAUGAUGACCUGUACUGCCCCGCCUGUGACAAAUCAUUCAAGUCAGAUAAAGCUAUGAAAAACCAUGAAAAGUCCAAAAAGCACCGGGAGAUGGUGGCAUUGCUACGGCAACAGCUGGAGGAGGAAGAGGAUUCACUUGGUUUGAAUCAGGAUGAAAAGGAGGGAAGAAAAGAGGAAAAUGAGCAAGAAGAGGAGGAGGAAGAAGUUGAGGAGGAGGAGGAAAAGCCAAGGCAAAAGUUGUCCAAAAAACAAAAGAGGAAAAAGAAAAAGCAGGAAGUAGUACAUAGCGCUCCGCAGGAGGAAAAGGAGGAGAAACCAACACUGACCACCUGUGAGGAAGAUGCCCCCGAGGGGGCAGGAGAUCCCACAGAUCCUGAGAAGCAGGAUGAUCUCCCUCCCACCGAAGUCAAGAGCUCUGGGAAGACGAAGGGAAAGAAGGGAGGAAAAGACAAACUGAAGAAUGUCAAGUCAAACACAGGAGGAGAAGAGUUUCCUGAGAAGGAAGUAAACCUCCGCUGUGUGACCUGUAACAACGAGUUCUCCACAAGAAACAAGUUGUUUGACCAUCUGAAGACCAGCGGUCACGCCACCGCUCUCUCCUCAAACGCUUCUCACAGCUCCAUGGGCAAGAGCAAAAAAGACAAGAAGAAGAACAGAUAACACAUCUUCAUCUGAGCUGAUGAACCUGAAAGAGUUUGAUUCAGUAAGGUCACUGGAAACAAAACACUGACAAGUCCCUCAGGAGGAAGAGUAACUAAAAAAAAAAAAAAAGCCUUUGAAAGUGGACU
Messenger RNA from Xiphias gladius (swordfish), 1826 nucleotides. RefSeq names its product DnaJ heat shock protein family (Hsp40) member C21 (gene dnajc21). Gene Ontology annotation, cellular component: cytoplasm. NCBI's taxonomy places the organism in Eukaryota, Metazoa, Chordata, Actinopteri, Istiophoriformes, Xiphiidae. The transcript has 12 exons. Gene Ontology annotation, molecular function: zinc ion binding; nucleic acid binding. The coding region runs from base 79 to 1698 and encodes 539 amino acids. The record is from RefSeq and is a predicted model, not a curated record.